CCGCUUAGCUUGGUGAUGGCGUCCAAACUUCACAUUUAGCAGAAAAGCGAGGCUUAGCAACUGUUUCUGAUUUUGUUCGGAAGCCUUUUGGGUCAUAUAGGGAGGAUAACGCCCACUUCCAUUUAGCGAGUAGCUUUUAAACGUUGUUGAGGGUUACCGCUGGUUGCCGUGGAAACGGAACGUGAGCGCGCAUAGAGGCAGGAUCGAGCAGGAAGUCCAACACAAUUGAGUAAAGACCGUGAAUCAUAAACGCCUCUCGACUGAGGCCAUGGAGCACCAACCGAAACCUCCCAGCCCGUUCAUCUCACGGCGCAGAUCUUUGAUAAAAACAAGUGCUGAAAUUGUCAGUGAAGCAAGACGGUCACUGAGAGUUCCACACACCCAGCGGCCGUUUACACCUGGAGAUGGACAACGGCAGCUGUUUGGGGGAACUUCUAUCCGUGCAUGUCAUGAAAACAGACCUCCAUCCACCUUCAGCCUUAGCUCACAGAAUUUCUAUGCUCCUGACUCAAGACCUGGUUCUGGGACUCGCCUCUCUCCUUUGGACCAUAAGCCAAAGUUACCGAAUCUGUGUAGUGGUGAGGACCCUAUUAAGGCCAUUCCAAGACCCCCAACUGUCCCGAUGGCUGAGAAGAAGGGGCUGAUGGGCGCACGUGGACGUCUCCUCAGAGCUGGCUCCCUCACUCUCCUGCCUCCCGUAGAGAGAAACACACAUGAGAAGAAGUCACCUAGAGGACACAUCUGUGAAGGCCACACUGAGGUCUGCGGCAGCAAACAAGGCCCACGCAGGACAGCCAGUGAAAGCCAUAUAGAUCCGCCCGGUGUUGACUCAGGAGUCGGACCAACAACGGGACGGAGAACGGGCGACAACACCAGCACAGAUGAGGAGGAAGCCAUUUGGAAUUCAGCAGUUGCUCCUCUGCUGCUUCAACUGGAGGCUGCAGGAGCUGCAGAACAGUCUGUGGAGGUGACGUGCGGUGUGUGCGACAACGUACUCGACAGCCUGGCGAAGGCGAACCUGCUCGGGCGGAAGUGUAAGAGGAGGUCCAGUCUUCUCCGGACGCUGUUUCGAUUCAUUGACUUGGACUCUGCAAAGCUCAACCUGCACGUUGCCAAGCUCUGCCUCGCUCUGAGUGUCAGUGGAAACAACCUGCUGAACAUCUGCAAACUCGUCUUCAAGAUCAGCCGGAGCGAAAGUAACGACAGGUUCUUCCAGGACUCGUCCAUCAUAGACUCGCUGCUGGCCGUGCUGCUCAGCGAGGACGCGUCCACCUCAGGUGAAGCUCUCGUGUACGUGGUCGGUGCACUGAAGUUUAUAUCCGGGAACAAAGCGAUUCUCCGGCUGCUGCUCGAUAAGAAGAUCUUCAGUGUAGCACAGAAGCUUCUGAGGAGUCUCUCCCAGCUACAAGAGGAGCACCUCACGAUAGCAGGACACAUCUUAGUUCAGCUCACAGUGCUGCUCAGGAACCUGGCAGAUCAGCCAGAAUCUCGCCCACUUUUUGUCUCCCACACGAUCCUGCCGGAGCUCUGCCAGGUGCUCCGCCGCCAUCGCCAGGACCAGGACGUCUGCACCAACGUUUCCCGAAUAUUCAGUAAACUCUCCUCUUACACCGAGUGUCGCCUCUCUCUGGCCCAGACCCCCGGCUGCUACCAGCUAUUUUUAGAACUGCUGAGCAAACAUCUCCAAAAAAAGGACCUUGUGGUGCGCAUCCUCUUCACUCUGGGUAACCUGGCAUCCAAAAGCCAUGAAGCUCGCCUGCAGAUGUUCCAGUGUGAAGGCUGCGUGGACACUCUCCUCCGUCUUUACGACAGCAACCAGCGGCGACCGACUGUGCAGGGGGGCGAGGACGUGCUGGUGAAGCUGGUGUGCUUGCUGGCAAACAUGUGCAUUCACCCAGACGUGGGUCCAGAGUUGGGCUCCAACGUGACGUGUGUUCAGCUGCUGAUAGAGACGCUGGAACUGCUGAGCGUGCAGGAGAACAAGGAGCUGCUGGUGAACGUGGCGGUGACCAUCAACAACCUGUCCUUCUACCUGGACAAGAGCGCCGUGCUUCAGCAGAGGCUGCUCACCGUUUGCCGGCUGAUGUUGAAGUUGAUGCUCAGCUCCGACAUGGACGCCGUGCUGGAGGCCACGCGAGUGUUCGGGAACCUGACCAAUGAGAAGGCAGCGCGGGACUUCAUCAUGCAGAACAAAGUGCACCGCUUUUUGGUGACGCUGCUGGACUCCAAAAGCCCGGAGGUGUGUUAUUCGGCCAGCGGGGUCCUCAUCAACCUGGCUCUGGAUCCCCCCAGUCGGGUUGGUCUGGCUCAGGAGGGCGCUGCAUCCAAACUGGUCGACUGCUUGAAAGACUUCGGGGCCGGUGACUGGCAGCUGAGUGGGCGGGUCUGCCAGGCUUUGUGGAACCUCAUUGGCUGUGGCUGCUCUGUGAUGCUGUUGCAACGUGAGGAGAAGGAGUCUCUGCUGGACAUCCUGAGCUUCUACUGUGAUAAACAAAAUAUGGCAGGCGAUGAGGCCGACUGGCACCUGGCUUGCUGGGAGCUGGACUUCCUCCCUGUAGCUCACAAGCUCCUCCAGACCCUCCAACCCGAGCACUGAUCAUGUGACGUCUCAGAUCAGAGCAUAUUUAUAUUCAUAAGUAUCAGAGGACCAGCUUCAGGGAAGUUUUUUGGAUUCAAUGUCUGAGUCAACUUUGUCAUAGACAAAUGUAUAUAUUUAAAUAUGUCAGAAUUCUUACUUGCUCGCCCCAAAAAAUGUGACUUAUUUCCACCUCAUUUCCACCUAGAUGGACUUAUAACACCAACAUUCUGUGUUUCUAGGUUUAAAGCUUGACUUAAUAUAUUUAUUUUGAACUUGAGGACGGGAUGGCAUCUCAAAACUCCGACUUAUCUGAUGUACUCUGAACUAGAAUUUUGAAGGUUCGACUUGGUGUGUUGGAUGUCCAGAUACCAUUUCAUAUAUAUAUGUAUAUAUGAUAUUCCAUUCACUUCUCUAAGCUUUGUCACCUCAUAGUGAAUUGAAGUGAUGUUUGCGUGGUGAAGUUAAGAGCUGGUAGCUCUGGAGAUGGUGUGACAGUGUUUGUAAUAAAC
Molecule: messenger RNA, 3087 nt
Organism: Synchiropus splendidus (mandarinfish)
Lineage: Eukaryota; Metazoa; Chordata; Actinopteri; Syngnathiformes; Callionymidae
Gene: armc2
Product: armadillo repeat containing 2
Exons: 19
Coding region: 269-2596 (775 amino acids)
Biological process (GO): sperm axoneme assembly; cilium organization
Molecular function (GO): protein binding
Source: RefSeq, a predicted model, not a curated record